Molecule: messenger RNA, 5295 nt
Organism: Uranotaenia lowii
Lineage: Eukaryota; Metazoa; Arthropoda; Insecta; Diptera; Culicidae
Product: condensin complex subunit 1-like
Exons: 5
Coding region: 361-4674 (1437 amino acids)
Biological process (GO): mitotic chromosome condensation; meiotic chromosome condensation; mitotic cell cycle
Cellular component (GO): condensed chromosome, centromeric region; nucleus
Molecular function (GO): histone binding
Source: RefSeq, a predicted model, not a curated record
CACACUAGGAGACGGUUCGUCUCGAGACGGUCUCAGCGUCUCCCAUUUUCUUCGGGAGACACUGAGACUGUCUCAGGUUUCCAACAACAACAACAGACAACAAAGUUCGUCUCAUAACAAAAAUCGCAGUUCAUGUUGCCUAGUGUGGACUAGGCUUAAGCGUCAGCCGCCGUUUUCCAAAACCGUUUUCUUUGGCUGUGUCUUUUCCCUCGGACGUUUGACGAAAUAAUUUUAAUCGCUCGUUUUGCUUUGCCCAAGCCGAAAAACGGCAGUUUUCUCAACAAUUUACUUCACAAAAUAAUACAUUUUUAUUUCUAUUCUUCAUUACAAGUGUUCUCGGAUGAAAGUGAAUCUAUCGAGAUGCAGUGGCAAUUUGUGAUACCGCGAGUUAAUGCGGAACUCCUUAGUUCCGACAAAAACAAUUACUGCGUCGGUCGCGUUCUCGAUGCCCGGGAAAUCCCCGAUGCUUUGAAAAAUGCUCGUGCACCGAUGAUGGACCCCUAUGGAGUAUUUGAUCAUUUUGAUACAUUCUAUUCGGUUAUCGAUAACGCUCAGCAGCUGUCCGGAGUGAAUCUGGUUCGCGCGUGCGAUCUGUUGUACAUUACGGUAGACCGGUUAGGAACGGCUUUAGCGGAUAUCCUUAGCCGAUCGGAUCUAUCCCAAGACGACCGGUUGCCAGCAUUGAAUGCGGUUAAAAUGUUGAUUUACUUGAUGGCGGGUACCGUCAAGGCAGUUGAUGCUCACGUCAAAUCUGCCAAGGCCGAAUCGGAAGGAUUGUUCAAGGGUAAAGGUGGCGGUAAACGGAAAGAUAAUGAGCAAAUCGAAUGCCUAGAUUGGGACAAUAAACGAUAUCGAUGUGUGGUACAGUUGUACAACUUUUUCCAACUACCUCUCGAGAGACUGUGGGAUCCGCCUGUUUGCGAAGAAUCUUUUGUAGAUGUUAUUUGCGAUAUCUGCUACCGAACAUUGGAGCAAUCUUAUGUGAAGACCCGUAGCGUAGUUGACAGCGUAUUUCAAAUUCUUGGAACGGCAAUCAAACGGUACAAUCACGCGCUCUCAUUCCCCGUGCGGACACUGCAGAUUUUGGAACAAAACGAAGCCUCAAUCGCUCCGAUAGCAGCCGGAGUUAUGCUUCUGUACGAAGAGUUCAACAUUGCGACCAUCUAUCCCGUGCUGAUCAAGGAAUUAAUCGAGCGCCUGGGUAUUGAUGCAGCAGAUGCUCAAACGGCUCGACACUUCAGUCAGUUCUUGGUUGAACUGGGAACACUAGCACCGAAGCUCAUCAUUCCUCAUCUUUCGACUUUGAGCGAGGAAUUGCUCGGGUUAGAAUCGUACGUCGUGCGCAAUUGCGUACUUCAGAUUAUGGGGGAGGCCAUUGUGACGGAACUGACCUCUGAAGAACUUUCCGAUGAGUUGAAAGAGACGCGAGACGAGUUCUUGCAAGAUCUGUUCAACCACACGAUGGAUGUGUCGGCUCACGUACGUUCGAAAGUUUUACAAAUCUGGCUGCACAUUCAGGGCCAAAAUGCCGUUCCACUUAGCUGGCAGCAUCAAGUUUUGGAAAGAGCCGUUGAACGACUAGAAGAUAAAGCGCUACUAGUUCGAAAGAAUGCAAUUGCUCUUAUAAAGGUUUUCUUAGAGCACAACCCGUUUUCAGCAAAGCUAUCACUGGCAGAGUUACGUGCUCAGUAUGAAGAAGCAGAUAAGAAAUUACAAGACAUUCGGAAUCAGAUGGUUGAGCAAGAUUCGGCACUGAAACAAAUUGAGGAGGACUGGGAAGAUCAGAAAGUACAGAUGUAUCCGAUUUUCUCCGAAGUUCUUUCCAAUGAAAACUCUUCUGAGGACAAACCGCCUGAAUCGGAAGGCACAAUGGAAGAUGUGGAAGUAUUGAUGCGAGACAUUGGUAGCAUGAUCGAUGGGCAACGCUACAAAGACUUGAUUCAUUUGGCCAUAAAGGUGGAUUUCGCGAUUGGUAACAGCGAAACACGCAAGGAAUUGAAUGUUGAACAACAAUGUUUGUAUUAUUUGACUGUACUGAAAAACUAUUACGUGAAUUGCCGUCGUGGUAAAAAUCUGAGCGAGGAAUUUCAAAAAAUUGAAAACGAAGUAAACUUUCUUAAAGAUUCAAUAAGAUUUUCCGAGAUAGUAUCGGAUGCUGUUCCGAAGCUGCAGGACAUGCUAAUGUCUAAAUCUCAAUCGGAUGUUUAUGAAGCAAUUGAUUUCUUCACCUCGGCUUAUCUUUUUGGGAUCAAGGGGACUGAAUGUGGAAUGCAACAAAUGUUGUAUUUAGUUUGGUCAUCGGACGCAGAAAAAAGAAGCUCUGUUGCUUCGGCAUAUAAACGUGUUCUUCUUGACGUCGACUUGCAGGGUCGAGCAAAGCACGUAAAGGUCGUUCGUAACCUAUGCCAAUUCAUGAUCAACCUUUCAAUGGGGCACUACACCGCAAUGGAAGUUCUGGUAAAGGAUUGGGUCGAAAGUGGUGAUUUGGAUUCUAAUAUGAUACAAGUGAUGUUUGAGAUUUACACUAAGAAACUUGAUAACGUCAACGAUGCUGAAUCAAGACAAGCUUUACAAUUACUAAUUAUGGUUUCUGCUGCUAAACCAUCUGUGGUUUCAGCAAAUCAAUCAUUGAUCGAAAAAAUAGGAUUCGAAACUCGUGGUCGUAAAGAUUAUCGCAUUUUCACAGCGACCCUCUCAUUACUGAUAAAUUCGAUUCCAAAAUUAAAAGACGGUGUGAAGUACUACAAGCGGUACGACGCGGAUUCGGCAUCAGUGGAAAAAGUUAUCGAGAUUUUCACGAAAUUAUUUUUCAACAGCAAAGUUUCGAACUUUGACAGUAUAGGCACGAAAACGUUUGAUUUUGUUUAUAAAAUGGUCAAUACUCCAGAUCUUGUGAGUCAAAACAUGUUGGUCACGAUCUACGAAAAGCUACAAUCAAUGGCCACGGCAUUAAACAAUCCCAGUACAAGUGAUGAUCAUAGACUUACUCAAUCUUCUCAAAUCUCUGGCUCCACUCAAGACGAACAAAGUCGCUUAUCACAAAUUUCACAAGGCAAACAAUCAAGCGCCACUCUUCCAACGUUUUUGAUCUCAAGAUUUGUACUCAUUAUUGGAUAUGUAGCCAUGCGAGAAAUGAUCUACCUCGAUAUAGAUGUAUACGGAAAUUUGAAAUAUCGCCAGGAAUUGAAAGACGAACUGAAAAAUCAGAAAAAGAAAACUGCAGCCCAAAACAAAACCAAUAAACGGGCCACUGCCAACAUGAGCAUAAACGUAUCUGCCAGUAAUGCUCUAAAACGAUUGUCCGGUACUGGUGGUGCUAAAGAGCAAGAGCAACCCGAAGAAGAAGAACUUCUAAGCGGAGCGACGGCCGAGGAUACAGUAGCCGAAGAAAUCACUUUCAUAUGCGAAACGGAAAUGCUUUACUCCAAAGAAAGUCUGAUAGCCCGUUUCAUCCCCACCAUAAUUGAAGUCUGUAAAUACCCAAAUCGUCACAAGGACGAUUUGCUUCAAAAAUGUACAGUGCUCACACUAAUCCGGCUAAUGUCGGUUUCUUCCAGCUUUUGUGAAACUAACAUGCCAUUCUUAAUGAACAUUCUACAACACACGAAAAAUAAUCAAAUCAAAUGCAACAUCGUUAUCGGCCUUUCGGAUUUAACAUUCCGUUUCCCAAAUGUCAUAGAACCCUGGACCAGUCACAUGUAUGCAACGUUGCACGAAAAAAACGUUGAACUACGUCUCACUGCAGUGAAAAUGCUCUCCAAUUUAAUCCUGCACGAAAUGAUUCGUGUGAAGGGACAAAUUUCAGAUCUAGCCAUGUGCAUCGUCGAUUCUGUGCCGGAGAUCCGAGUGAUCACAGAGCAAUUUUUCAAGGAAAUCGCCAACAAAUCAAACAUUCUGUAUAACGUUUUGCCAGAUAUCAUCUCCAGGCUGAGCGAUCCUUCGUUGGAUCUAGAAGAACAAAAGUAUCAGAUCAUCAUGCAACAUAUUAUCAGUCUCAUCAAUAAAGACAAACAGAUCGAGAGUCUGGUAGAGAAGUUGUGCCUACGGUUUCGGGUGACAAGUGAACAACGCCAGUGGCGGGAUAUAGCCUUUUGUCUUUCGCUACUUUCGUACAACGAAAAAACGAUCAAGAAACUAUCGGAAAAUAUCGGCUGCUUCAAGGACAAGGUGCAGUACGAUGAAAUCCAUUGCUCGUUCAAGACCAUCAUCAGCAACACGAACAAGCUGGCCAAACCGGAACUGAAGGCUGCGGUGGCAGAAUUUGAAAGUCGACUAGAGGAAUGUCUGGCCAUCCGGGAGGAAGGCGCCGCCCGACUGAACGAGGAUAGCGGUGCUGACAGUCAGGAACAGGGUGGUGGUACCCAUCAAUCGCAACAAGCAACAGGAAGUGGACGAGGAAAUCGAGGCCGUAAAGCGCCUGGAGGUUCCAAAGCUACUCAGAAGGCCAAAAGCGCUGCUGGUACUAGUAAAGGUGGUGGUCGGGGCAAUCGGAAAAAGGUAUCUUCCUCGGAGAGCGGUAGUGACAGUGAGGAAGAAAACAUGCCACCAUCUGCCAGUGCCCGUGCUGUGGCUCGAAUCCGGCAGACCAAAAAAGUCACCAAGAUCAUCGAGAGCGACAGUUCAGCUUCCAAUCGUAGCACUCAGCAUCAAAAACGUAGAACACGCAUGCACUAACCAUUGAUAAGAUGAGAUUGAAUAUUUUAGAAUUUAUAUGGAUAUGGAUUUGAUGUAGUUUGUAAAGCAGAUUUUAACUAGCACAUUAAAAAAACGCAAACAUAAAUGUGCCUUCGCUUAGUGCAAAUAUGAGCUUUAUUUAUCGACUGUUUUGUUUUUAUUUAUAACAGCACUUUUGAUCAGUUUUAAUAAUCAGGGCAUUAUUUGAAACAAGCUAAGUACGGUUGGAGUUGAGCACCCUUAUUCUAACCAACCAAAAAUUUUACAAAUAAGAAAUGUAACAUAAUAUGUCGAUGAUAUAUCGUUGAAGUACGCAAAUUGCACAAUGCACAAAGAUUUUAUUUUGGAAAAAGAAAUUCUACUAAAAUUUCGUUUUGAAGGAAAGCCAACUAAUUUAAAUCCUUCAACAAAAAGUUUCCAACAAGCAAACUACUCGAAAAACAGUUCCAGUUCACGUAAUAGGCUUUACUUUGGACUAAAUUGUAAGUACAAACUGAAACUUGUUGGUUUAUAGGAUUAUCUGAUUUUGUUGGAGAAAUAAUGAUCAGCAUACGUACAAUUUAUCAAAUUGGUUACUCAAUUAUCUUUGAAACAUAUCUUCGUAUGAUCUCUGCCAAGAGC